GCAAAGCUGCUGGCUAAAAGACUUGUAUUGCAAAUGCCUGUAGCUCUUAAUGCGUGUUACCAAAAGUGCGAUGUAUUACUGCAAAUAAGAUAACGUUCCCAGUCAAUCUGUGUCAUCUUUUUAGGCUUUACCAUCCAGGGUUGUCUUUGGGAUCGUAACUAAGUUUAUAAAAACUUGUGAGGACUUUUCGCUGUUGUUUGUAAUAAAUUUCAAAUCCACAUUACUAUGAUCAUGGACUAUAGCAUAUCUUUCACUGUCAGGGAGCAUUUUGCUUGAAAGCAGCUGUUUUCAGCAAAGUUUUAUUAUCAUUUCAUUGCAAAAAUGUUUUCCCUAGGUCUCUAGGCUCUGUUAAAAGGGUUUAAUAUAAAACUGUAAGUGGCGGAUUUCGAGUAGACAAUAGUCCAUUAAAGGGGUCAUCUCUUCCUCUGAAGCAGCGGUGCUUCGGUGAGAUGCUGUGGCUCCUGGGUUGGGCAAGACAACCGCUUCCUUGGUAAAUAGCACUUGUGAUUUUCCGCAAGAGGUGGGCACUAAACAUUAAAGGACAAAACCUUGGUGUAGCGUUUGGAUUUGGCGGUGUAAAGCAUGACAUAUGCCAGACUUCAGGUGGUAGGAGACUCCUUGGGAGCCUGUCAGACACACCGUGGAUGUCCUGGGGGUGAAAUCUCACAGCGGCAGUCGCCGCCGAGGUGAUGUGAAUGGUAACUGGUUUUCUCUGAAUCAGCAGCUCCUGUAUUUUUUGCUGACGAGCAGCUUGGGUGCUGCUGACAAAGAGCUAAUCCUUGUGCUUGCAGGGAUGGGGAGAGUUGAGAUGCUGCGGCUGAUACUGUGAAGGGAGGGCUUGAGGACGUGCUGGGCUUUCCUCAGAGGAGGGAAGGCUCCGCUGCUCUGCUGAGUGUGUGCAGUGAGUGGGUCAAGCACAGGAAGGAGUGGGAUGCAGAGAGGGGCUUUUUAGUGCACUGCAUUAUUUAUGCUGCUUGGGGUAUUUUUUUUCUUGUGCUUCGGCACAGGCAACGUCCAGCAGCUCGUGGGCUUUUGUACUUGAGGCACUGCUGUUGGAUGACAGACAGGAGGAAUGGCUGUGCUCUGGGGAGCACAGGUUCAUCGCAUUUCUGUCUCCCUUAUUGCUCGUUGUCCUGGCAAGGGUGUUCAUGAAUGCCGACCGAGAAGACACACGGGAAGCCUGCCUAGCUGCCAGCCUUGCUCUUGCCCUGAACGGGGUUUUCACAAAUGCCCUGAAGCUCAUUGUGGGGAGGCCACGGCCAGACUUCUUCUAUCGAUGCUUCCCCGACGGACGAGCAAACGCAGAGCUGGUGUGCACAGGCGACCCUGGCAUAGUGACUGAGGGACGCAAAAGCUUCCCCAGCGGACAUGCUUCGUUCGCCUUCACUGGUCUUGCCUUCUCUGCCUUCUACAUAGCCGGGAAGCUGCGCUGCUUUGCUCCCGGCCGGGGAGGCAGGGCUCUGCGGCUCUGCGCCUUCCUCCUCCCGCUGUUCCUCGCCACCCUCAUCGCUGUGUCCCGCACCUGUGACUACAAGCACCACUGGCAAGAUGUGUUGGUUGGCUCAGUGAUCGGCUUCGUGCUUGCAUACCUCUGCUACAGGCAGUAUUACCCUCCUCUGAUGGACUCCAUGUGCCACAAACCAUUUCUGUACAAAUCCAAACAACUCCCAGCACACCAAGAAAAGCCUGCGGCUUCCAGCUUUCACCUAGAUAUAUAGCGACGGGCUCUGUGCUGCCGGCACCUCUCCUGCUGCUCCUUCAGUGCUAGGGCAGGGGAAGGCUUUAGGGGAGUUGGUCGUGGACUGCAAGAAGUGGCUCAAAUGAGGAUGAACCUGAAACGCAAGCAGGCAUUCUCUGCAGUGCUGGUAAGUUGUCCUGCUCAGGGGCCUGUUUUGCUUCAUUAACCAAAUUUUGUAGGUGUCCCUCCCUUUGGGCCCGCUGUGAAGCAAGCGAGGCAGUCAGCAUGCAAGCCUGCGGGAGGACAGCUCGGUUACAAAAGGAGCUGAAGCAAGAACUGGCAAAAUAUGGCAAUUUGGUGUGCCCCAUCCGGUGGGUGUUCUUGUGUCCAGUCAAGAAAGCACCAUCAGUCAUCUCCCUUCAAUCCAGCCGAGCUGUCCCAUCCCUUCUCCUGGGAAGCAUAUGUCGAAAUGAAGUGCAGGACCUGCUCCUGGCACCAGGUUUCAGCUGAGCUAAUUUGGAGUAAUGAGUGCGAAGUUGCAGUCUUUAACCAUGGAUUGAGUGGGGGAGAGGGAAGAUGAAACUAGUAUGAUCGUUAUUUGUGUUACUGUGCUAGCCCUGAUUUUUUCUAAGUUGCCAAAUAAAGGAGUUUAAUUUUUUUAAUGAA
Molecule: messenger RNA, 2344 nt
Organism: Aquila chrysaetos chrysaetos
Lineage: Eukaryota; Metazoa; Chordata; Aves; Accipitriformes; Accipitridae
Gene: PLPP5
Product: phospholipid phosphatase 5
Exons: 6
Coding region: 1149-1718 (189 amino acids)
Biological process (GO): phospholipid metabolic process
Molecular function (GO): phosphatidate phosphatase activity
Source: RefSeq, a predicted model, not a curated record